AUGGAGACGUUCAUGGACAUCUACCGCAAGGAAGGUAUCCGUGGUAUCAACAAGGGUGUCAACGCUGUCGCCGUACGCCAGGUCACCAACUGGGGCUCGCGCUUUGGUCUGUCGCGUGUCGCUGAGACGGGCAUCCGCAAGGUCACAGGCAAGGAGCACGGCGAGAAGCUGGGCGCCCUGGAGAAGGUCAUUGCCAGCACUCUGGGUGGUGGUCUCUCUGCCUGGAACCAGCCUAUUGAGGUCAUUCGUGUCGAGCUUCAGAGCAAGGUCGAAGACCCCAACAGGCCGAAGAAGAUGAACGUCGCCAACGCGGCCAAGUACAUCUACAGCAGGAACGGUAUCAAGGUUUUGCCCCACUCCUUCCCCGCACCAUCUUGCGGCAGUCGGCUAACCCGCUCAACAGGGCCAAGGAAUGGGUUGAGAAGGUCACCGGCGAAACGGUCACCGCGAAGCACUAAAAGGCACUUCUCCCUCUGGAGCGACACCGGCGACCUUGUCGACCAGUUAGCCGACGAGGAGGACCCCUUGCAGAUUCGACUUCGCCGAUCCCAGGAUCUCGACGGCUCUUCGACACACAAACGACACCCAUCCAAGAAGCGUGUACAUUACGACUCCUCCAGUCGCAGCAACGAGAAAGCUGGACGCGUUAGAAAGGAGGACAUCGUCGUCCCGACCCCUCCACGGCCCAUUGCCAACCGAGGCGAAAGGCUUCUCGCUGCCAUCAUGGCUCCCAAUGAUGGACCCAGCCGGAUUCACGGCUUGCACGGCAAGAAGCUGAUUUACUUUACCAGCGUGUUUGUGUCGCUGGGUGUCUUUUUAUUUGGCUACGACCAGGGCGUCAUGUCGGGCAUUAUCACAGGAUCCUACUUCAAAGACUCCUUCAACCAGCCCACCCGCGCCGAGAUUGGAACUAUGGUAGCCAUCCUCGAGGUCGGGGCAUUCAUAUCAUCGCUGGGUGUUGGAAAAAUAGGAGACGUGAUUGGACGUCGGCGUACCAUUUUGUACGGCUCGCUUGUCUUCGUGGUAGGAGGCGCUUGCCAGACAUUCGCUACUGGCAUGCCCAUGAUGAUGCUGGGCAGAGUCAUUGCAGGUCUCGGCGUUGGCGCGCUGUCGACAAUCGUCCCCGUAUACCAGUCUGAGAUCUCACCACCCCACAACCGCGGCAAGCUGGCUUGUGUUGAGUUUACGGGCAACAUUUGCGGCUACGCGGCUAGUGUGUGGGUAGACUACUUCUGCAGCUACAUCAGAAGCGACUGGGCGUGGCGCAUUCCCCUGCUCAUGCAAUGCGUAAUGGGCGGUCUGCUCGCCGUGGGUAGUUUGUUGAUUUGCGAGUCGCCAAGGUGGCUGCUCGAUAACGACCAUGACGAGGAAGGCAUUGUCGUCAUCGCCAAUCUCUACGGAAAGGGUGAUAUACACAACCCGAAGGCUCGCGAGGAAUACCGUGAGAUCAAAAUGAACGUCCUCAUCCAACGCCAGGAAGGCGAGCGCUCUUAUUCCGACAUGUUCAAGAGAUACUACAAGCGCGUCUUCAUCGCCAUGUCUGCGCAAGGCCUUGCUCAGCUGAACGGUAUAAAUGUUAUUUCGUACUACGCCCCGCUGGUGUUUGAACAAGCCGGUUGGGCUGGCCGCGACGCGAUCCUGAUGACCGGUAUCAACGGACUCAGCUACCUUGCUUCCACAAUUCCACCCUGGUACCUCGUGGAUUCCUGGGGCCGGCGAUUCAUCCUACUUUCCGGCGCUGUGGCUAUGAUAUUCUCGCUGUCAGCCAUCUCGUACUUUAUUUAUGUCGAUAUUCCUAUCUGGACUCCUCGAUUGGUUGUCAUCUUUGUUAUGAUCUACAACGGAGCUUUCGGAGCAUCAUGGGGCCCCAUUCCUUGGCUUUACCCUCCGGAAAUCCUUCCGUUGAGCAUUCGUGCCAAGGGCGCCAGUCUAAGCACUGCUACCAAUUGGGCCUUCAACUGGCUUGUUGGUGAGAUGACGCCUAUCCUGCAAGAGUGGAUCCAAUGGCGCCUGUACCUCUUGCAUGCCUUCUUCUGUGCUGUCAGUUUUGUUGUCGUCUGGUUUAUCUACCCCGAGACUGCAAACGUGCGCCUGGAAGAUAUGAACUCGCUCUUUGGUGACGCUACCUCGCAAAUGCCGACGCCGGCGACGCUCGCCGAAGCCGAGUCUCUCUUCAGCGGCGGGCGCGGAUCUCCCGUCCCGUCACUGGAUCUUCGUCGCCCUGGUCAGCUUGGUGCUGACAAUGCUAUUCCCGGUCUGGACAUUGACCCGCCGAAUGUGCAGGUGGAGGGCGGCAAGCCGAUGCUCCCAAGCAAGACCUCCAGCAGUGUCACAGAAGGCGUCGGCGGCUGGAUCUCAAACAUUAUUAAGCGCAACAAGGACAAUGGUGAGGGCGACAGCCAAAGUAGUGGGUACCGGAGAGUCGAGCAGAACGAGGAUUAGGGAAUUGAUGGAUUUUUGUCGGUCACUGGUUGUCGACGCGAAUGAGCAUAGGGGAGUGGAUAGAGGCGUUUUUAUGGGCGAAAUUUGGCUAGACAAGCAUGAUCAAAACACAGGGUUGCAUGUUUCUCGACCUGUAGACGGGGAGCGAGGUUUUGUACAUCAGGCGCAAACAUACACCUUACAGAAAGCGCAACCAAUCAUGGAAUUUGCACUGGCCUC
Messenger RNA from Aplosporella prunicola CBS 121167, 2661 nucleotides. RefSeq lists its product as uncharacterized. Lineage: Eukaryota; Fungi; Ascomycota; Dothideomycetes; Botryosphaeriales; Aplosporellaceae. Gene Ontology annotation, biological process: transmembrane transport; carbohydrate transport. The coding region runs from base 1 to 2442 and encodes 813 amino acids. Gene Ontology annotation, cellular component: membrane. Gene Ontology annotation, molecular function: carbohydrate:proton symporter activity. The transcript is spliced from 8 exons. The record is from RefSeq and is a predicted model, not a curated record.